Molecule: messenger RNA, 2389 nt
Organism: Cyprinodon variegatus (sheepshead minnow)
Lineage: Eukaryota; Metazoa; Chordata; Actinopteri; Cyprinodontiformes; Cyprinodontidae
Gene: slc2a15a
Product: solute carrier family 2, facilitated glucose transporter member 5-like
Exons: 11
Coding region: 151-1653 (500 amino acids)
Biological process (GO): monosaccharide transmembrane transport
Cellular component (GO): membrane
Molecular function (GO): hexose transmembrane transporter activity
Source: RefSeq, a predicted model, not a curated record
CUGCUCCACUCCAACCAUCCACUCAUCCUGAAUUUGAUAUUUUUGGGCCAGUGGGAAGACGUCUGCUUCUCCAGUGAUGACAGACUCUGCUGUUUAGACAGGAGCUUUUUUCAGUUUUUACAGCUUUGGACCAGAAACCAGAAUUCCCAAAUGGCUGAAGAGAUUCUACUUCCAUCAUCAAGGAAAAUCACCUCGCAGCUGACGGGCUCUCUGUUAGCCGUGGCUUUCUUGACCUCCUUCGGGAGCUCCAUGCUGUAUGGCUACAACCUGGCUGUGGUCAACUCCCCUGCUGCGUACAUCAAGAACUUCUACAACCAAACUGUUUUAACUCGUAAUGGGACAGGACUCAGUGGGGAGACCCUGACGCUCAUGUACUCUCUAACGGUGUCGGUCUUUGCUAUCGGAGGUCUGCUGGGCUCCUUCAUUGUCGGUAUGCUGGUCACUCGCUUUGGAAGGAAGGGGACGAUAGUCAAAACGACCAUUCUGGUAUUCAUCGCUGGCUGCCUCAUGGGUUUCAGCAGAAUCUGUGGGUCACCUGAGAUGGUCAUUUUUGGCCGCUUCAUCACAGGGAUACAUUCAGGGAUCUCCCUCAGUGUGGUACCCAUGUACCUCGGAGAGAUAGCCCCGAAAAACCUAAGAGGAUUCCUUGGUCUUGUUCCAAGUAUCUUCAUAGGGACAGGGGUCUUUGCUGCCCAGAUCCUCGGCCUCCAUGAGCUUCUUGGAAAGGAGGAGUAUUGGCCCCUCUUUCUUUCAGUGGUGGUGGUCCCAACCUUCAUCCAGCUGCUGCUGUUGCCAUGGUUCCCGGAGAGCCCUAGGUACUUGCUGAUUGAAAAAAACAACAUCCAUGCCACAAUCACAGCUCUGAAAUGGUACAGAGCAAAGUGUGACAUCCAGGCUGAAAUUGAAGAGAUGCAAGAGGAACAGCGCUCCCUGCUUUCUGUGGAAACACUGUCGGUGUGGAACCUGUUGCUGGAUGAGUCAGUCCGCUGGCAGGUUCUCAGUGUGAUGGUCAUCAACAUUGGCAUGCAGUUGUCUGGGAUUGAUGCUAUCUGGUUUUACACCAACGACAUCUUUGAAAAUGCAGGUAUCCCAGCUCCGGAGAUCCAGUAUACUACAGCAGGAACAGGAAUCAUAGAGAUCAUUGCUGGACUCAUUGGGUGUUUCACCAUAGAGAAGCUUGGCAGAAGGCAUCUGAUGAUUGGAGGCUUCACCAUGAUGGGGGUCUGCAGCGCUGGAAUCACGUUAGCACUCGUUUUACAGGUGAAGCUACUAUUCAUGCGCUACAUCAGUGUUUGCUGUGUGGUCGGCAUCAUCGCCGGCUUCUGCAUCGGUCCAGUGUUGCUCUCUUCUCUUCUUCUCUCUUUCUCCCUGUGGUUAUCCACCACAUCCAAUCCUCAGAUGUCCGCUGGGGCUUAUUGCUACCUGGUGUUUGCCACAGUUUGUUUCUCCGUGGCUGUCUACGUUUACAUCGUCAUCCCAGAGACCAAAAACAAGACUUUCAUGGAGAUAAGCAGGAUGUUCACCAAGAAGGACUCCAUCCUGGAGACUCAGGGUCUUCUCCAUGUCGACCAGCUGAAGCUAAAGAAGAUGAACGGUUACGGUGGUUUGGAACAUGCGUCCAUAGAGUUUGACAGCUCCUCCUCCGUACCUUAGCUAAGGUUUAAGAGCUGUGACUAAAAGACAUCUGAAGACCACAAUGUGCUCCAUCCACACCUCAUCUGGACUCAGUGGCUCCCUCCCUGGAAAAACACUCAGGUUUAACACAUUGAUUUGAUAUUCAACUCUGGGCUUGGGCCAAUUCAUUUUUAAACCAUUUUUCUUAGUUUUGUGCUGUUUUGUUACGUGUACGUUAAGUGUACAAUAAUAUAAAUCAGUUCUCUAACUCUCUGGUUGUGUUUGCAGUUAUCUUCCAUCUCACUGUUGUAGACAGUUAGCUAGCCUGUGAUAGCUUUCUAUUUGCAGUGACUUUUUGCUAACUGCUUGGAUUAGCUUGCACUGCAGUCCUCCAUAAUGCUUUACAUCAGCCUAAAACCACAAAGUCUAGGCUAAUACACAAAUGGGCUCAGCUUUGCUUUCUUUAACUACCCAUUACCAGCUUUGAAGCAUUCUCUGCCUUAUGAAAUAAUUUUGUGUUUGUUGUAAACUGCUAAUAGUCGUUAAUGAUAAAUCAUACGAAAUCAGAAAGAGAAGCUGCUUGUCUAUAAUUCAUGUUAUUUCUUUUGUUUUCUUGUAAUAACUGGAUAACUGUGUGGUCCUCCAUCUUUGGUCAGUUCUGAAUGUAAUUUACUGGCUAGGUUAGGGGUGUUUAAAACUGAUUGAAGUCUGUGCAAAGAUCUUUAUUGACUGUUCAAAUGAAACAAACUUAAUUAAACCAUAUGCUGGUACUGUA